AACAAUGUGUGUUUACAUUUUCCACAUUAUUGACCACGUGUGAAAACAAAAUGGCUAGUGACAAAUCUAUUGCAGAUGAACUUGGAAAGAUUACUUUGUUUUCCAAAGAGGGCUCUGAGAUACUUGCGAAUGUCGUUCUACCUAAGGAUAUCAAAAAAUAUUCUUUAUUGGUUUUCUUAAGAAAUCUGGCAUGAAUUGCAUGUCAGAUGAAGAUUCAGGCCUUUCGCCAAAUCGAGUCAACACUUACUCAGAAUGACAUCAGGCUUGUCUUCAUCAGCAACUCUACAUCAGAGCAGACGACAGAAUUCUUGCAGAUUACAACAGUGUCCGUAUGUGGAGAUCUAUUCUCGGAUCCACAACUUCAUCUGUAUAAAUUGUUCAGUUUAAAGAGGGGUCGGUUCAGAUCACUUUUUAUGCCUAUUGUUUCUGGUUUGCGAAAAUAUGGAAUGAAAGGAGUAACUGAAGGUAUUAAACUUGGUUACGAAACCGGACAUCUAGCAGGAGAUUCCUGGCAACAAGGUGGAACUGUUAUCUUAGACACAGAAGCCAACAUUAAAUAUGUGCAUGUUGAAGAGCACCCAGCUGAUUGGCCAGACAUGGAAAAGGUUCUCCCCUUGAUGGGAAUUCAAAAUACUUCUAUAGAUUACAAGAUGGCUGUUAAUGAUUGGCUAAAAGCUAGAGAGGAAUCUACAAGCAAAUCUUAAUAACAAUAACAUAAGAUGGCAUCAGUGUAAAUGAAUGAAUGCAUGUGUUUAUACAUUUUUUCAAGUUGCAAAAUAGCUUAUAUUUAAUAGCAAUUAUUUUCAUAAUUUUACAUUUAUGUCAAAUAUUUAUUAAAUUUUGAAUUAGUCGAUGAUUAUCUAUAGAAAAGAUGAUAGAAUGAUGGUUGAUCUAUAAAGACAUGGUCACUAAUCAGCCUGAUGGUAAAUCAUCAAUUGAUAAUCAGAUAUAUUGUUAUAUACCAUUCUUUUGUAUUAAUUUUGUAAUAUGUAAUAAAGAUUUUUAAAAAUUCCUA
Mytilus californianus (California mussel) is the source of this 1015-nucleotide messenger RNA. Its product is annotated as peroxiredoxin-like 2C. The record is from RefSeq and is a predicted model, not a curated record. The coding region runs from base 207 to 704 and encodes 165 amino acids. The transcript has 4 exons. NCBI's taxonomy places the organism in Eukaryota, Metazoa, Mollusca, Bivalvia, Mytilida, Mytilidae.